AUUAAAGCACUACAGGUGACCAGCACUAUUGCUUCAAUCAUGGACGAAGAAUCAAAAGAUACUGAAGAUGAAGCUCUAAUUUUUGAGUCUGAUGAUAAGGCUAUGACCCUUCAAUCCAAAAUUGUUACUUUUAGUAAUAUUCUUAAAGCUCAGAUUUAUGAUUUGAAUGAUGAGGAUAUAGGUAUUGAUCCCUUUGAAGAUUAG
Molecule: messenger RNA, 204 nt
Organism: Funneliformis mosseae
Lineage: Eukaryota; Fungi; Glomeromycota; Glomeromycetes; Glomerales; Glomeraceae
Source: the annotation of a GenBank genome assembly